Messenger RNA from Penicillium coprophilum, 657 nucleotides. RefSeq names its product rRNA-processing protein RRP17. Lineage: Eukaryota; Fungi; Ascomycota; Eurotiomycetes; Eurotiales; Aspergillaceae. The transcript has 2 exons. Bases 1 to 657 code for a protein of 218 amino acids. Gene Ontology annotation, molecular function: RNA binding. The record is from RefSeq and is a predicted model, not a curated record. Gene Ontology annotation, cellular component: nucleolus.
AUGGGUCCCAAGGAUUUGAAAAAACGCAAAAUUGUUGCUGGGCCUAAAGUUGAAGAGGUCAAUUUUGACGACGAGUCCCGUCAUGAAUACUUGACUGGUUUUCACAAACGCAAGGUGCAACGCGCCAAGCAUGCACAAGAAAAUGCCCUGAAGAGAUAUAAGGAGGAGAAGAGAGAUGCAAGAAAAAAGAUUCGCGAGGAUCGCAAAAGAGACUUCGAACAGGCAAUGGCGGAACAUAAAGCGGUACUCAAGCGCAUGAAGGAGGAUGCUGGAGACCUCGGCGAAAUGGAGGGUGAGGAAGAAGAGGAAGGCUGGGAGGGAAUUGAGGAGCCUCCAGCAGUGGACUAUGAAGCCGAAUAUAUCGACGAGGACAAAUACACAACGGUCACAGUUGAAGAAAUGGAUGCGUCUCGUGAAGGUCUACUCAAGGCUUCCAAGGAGGCGGACGAAGAAGGCGAAGAAAAGAAAACAUACCCGGUUGAGUCGACAGAAGACACAAAGAAGAAGAGAAAGCCCCGGAGUGCAGCCUCCGAAGCAGCCAGGAAAAAGAAGAGAAACUUCCGCUAUGAGACCAAGGUCGAGCGCAAGCAAACAAUGUUAAAGCAGCGGGCUGUGAAAGCGAAGAGGGCAAAGGCACGAAAAGGCGCAGAGGAGUGA